Manduca sexta (tobacco hornworm) is the source of this 495-nucleotide messenger RNA. Its product is annotated as tachykinin-like peptides receptor 86C. Gene Ontology annotation, molecular function: tachykinin receptor activity. The record is from RefSeq and is a predicted model, not a curated record. Gene Ontology annotation, biological process: G protein-coupled receptor signaling pathway. Gene Ontology annotation, cellular component: plasma membrane. Lineage: Eukaryota; Metazoa; Arthropoda; Insecta; Lepidoptera; Sphingidae. The transcript is spliced from 3 exons. Bases 76 to 495 code for a protein of 139 amino acids.
CAUAUUUUAGAAAUUCAUUAUUUCAUUUAACAAUAGGUACUUACAUAUAAUUUUUUUUUAUCAGCACACCGUCGCAUGAGGACGGUGACGAACUGCUUCCUCGUGAACCUGGCGGUAGCUGAUCUACUCAUGGCCACAUUGAAUGGAGCACCCAAUUUUGUGUUCCUGGUGACUGCGCACUGGCCUUUCGGUGCAGUAACCUGCGCAGCCAGUAACUUCACAGCAAAUCUGACUGUCUCAGCUGGUGUCUUCACUCUUGUCGCUAUUACUGUUGACAGGUACGUGGCGAUAGUGAAGCCGUUGCAACACAGGCUGAGUCGGCGAGUGGCGCGCGCCGCCCUGUUUACCGUUUGGUGUGCCAGCGCUAUGCUCGCCAUGCCAAGCCUGCUCUACUCUGACACGUACAAAAAACAGUACAUAAAUGGUGAAAGAGAAAUAUGUUUUAUCAAGUGGCCUGAUGGCAGCUAUCCGACAUCACGGACGGAUUACUGGUAA